Blastomyces gilchristii SLH14081 is the source of this 8267-nucleotide messenger RNA. Its product is annotated as HEAT repeat protein. The coding region runs from base 99 to 7958 and encodes 2619 amino acids. Gene Ontology annotation, cellular component: 90S preribosome; small-subunit processome; nucleolus. NCBI's taxonomy places the organism in Eukaryota, Fungi, Ascomycota, Eurotiomycetes, Onygenales, Ajellomycetaceae. The record is from RefSeq and is a predicted model, not a curated record. The transcript is spliced from 2 exons.
CGAUAAAACCCUAAAUAUUUUUGAAGCUUCAAAAUGUUUCCCAGCUGUAUCAAUGGUUCUUGAAGACACCUUCGUUUUCCAAUUUGGCAGCCUGCAACAUGGCGACAGCACAUUCUGGGCGCCAGGGCAAGCCUGCCAAGCUCUUAAAGAAGGGCACAGCUACGACAAAAUCCCACCGAUUCGAGUCUUUCUCCCAGCGCGUCGCCAAAUUAAAAAUCGAUCCUAUCCAUCGUGUGCGACGGGCCAGCGUUGGCGAUGACAGCGACUCUGAGUCCGAUUCGUACUUCAGGGCCUCCCUGGAGCACUGGGUGGAACUUAACCUGUCAGAAAACUUCACUCAGUUCUCCCAGCGAGUUAAUCGGCUUUGCGAAAGCUUACCGCAGAUUCUGCAUCAUGAAGAUCGAAUAAUGGGAUUAUUGGCCGAGUAUAUCGGGAAAAGAGAUGAGUUGAGCAUGGAACCGCUGCUGAGUCUUGUAGCUCAGUUUGCACGAGACUUGGGCCAGCGAUUCGAAAGACACUUUGCGUCGACCGUCACGUUGGUGGCCUCCGUCGCAGCCACACAUCCAAAUAUCGAGGUUAUAGAAUGGAGUUUUACAUGUCUGGCAUGGAUUUUCAAGUUCCUGUCCCGCCUCCUUGUUCCGGACUUACGCCAACUACUCGGGAUAAUGUCCCCGUACCUUGGGAAGGAAAAGCAAAAACACUUUGUGACAAGAUUUGCUGCGGAGUCGAUGUCCUUCCUGGUUCGGAAGGCCGCGCUUGUCUACUACAAAAAUAAGGCGCCACUCGACAGAGCCGUUACGUUUCUUUUUGAGGAUCUCGCCAGCACUGAUGGGGAACGUCAGAUUUCAAUGUACCAACAAGGCCUUAUGUCAAUGUUUUCUGAUGCGAUUAAAGGAGUGAAUGGUGGUAUCCAUUCGAAUGGAGCUGACAUCAUACGUUGCCUAAUCAGUGCCGCCGCUGUGAAAGAUGAAGCCCAAAGCGCCCUCGCAGAGCAGGUUCUUAGUGGGGUUGUAAUUAAUUUGGUUCAUCACACAUCCUCAAACACCUUUGGUUCGGUGCUUGAUGUGAUCUGUGAUCACAUUGGAUCCGCUAAACCGAAUGGUAACAUUGCAGCGACGAAGAUUGACAUCCGCUUGAUUUUUGUUGCCGUAACCGCGCGCAAGGGUUCUAGAGUUAGCAACUGGAAAAGAGUACAUCAAACUCUCAUGACCCUUCUUGGUCGCAUCGCUAAAUCGCCCAAUAUCCCGGCGGAUUCAGUUCAACUCCUUUUAGCUUCCGUGGUGACUGCCGUGCAUACGUCCCCGAUGGACGAAUUGCUGUCGUUUAUGCGUCCUAUUAUGGAGUUAAUUAGCGGCGACCGAUUGCGGGACUACUUCCUCCCGUUUUGCUCGUUAUUCUCUACUUUCGGGACCGAUCGAUUUCAAAGCGUUGUACUCCCAUACUUUCAGCGGUUCAUUACUUCGUUCUGGAAGGAUUACGAAUCUGGACUUUGCCAGAUAUUACCCAAACUUCAUGCCGCCCAUUUCGUCACGUCUCAACCUAACAGGCCCGGAUCUUUAAAUUGCCCUGGUGGCUGGAAGGAGGCUAUCGUGGAAAGAUUCAGCAAACUCGAUCCCACAGCCGAGGAUAUCGCUUUCCUACAUUCCUAUACCAAACUCCAUGAGGCUAUAUCACUCACUUCCGAGCCCUCGAUUCUUCCACAGCUAACCCACUGCCUCCACGAUCGGUUAAAGAUUGCUAUGGCACUCUCCCCCAACGUUGGAGAGGGCCAGGUCACAUUUGCCCGAGGCCAAGGGUUUUUGGCUUACGUCCGCCUUGCUACGGAACUAGGCUCACUUGAUUUAGGUCUUUGGAGUAUGAUAGUGUCCAACGGCCCUGAGUGCUCAAAUUGUCCGGUUUUCCUUGAAGCAACCUUGGCUUAUUUGUCUGCUUGUACCAAAUACGAGCAGGUCCCGGACGCAGACCUUGAACCAUUUGCUACAACUCUGAUUAAUAACCUUUCUGGCCCAUCGCACGACAUCAGACAAUUGUCACUCAAGAUUCUCCAAGUUUUAUUGUCCAGGGUGAACGAUAGCGACAGUACUUGCAUAGAAAUAGCGAUCGAAAUCGAACAGAGCGAGCUUACUCUGCAUGCAUCAAGGGCUCUAUCCAUGCAGGUACGCAAACUUGCGAUUGCAUACCCAACGGUGUGUUCCAAAAAGUGGUUGGAUCGAAUUAUUCCAAAUUUCUGUUUUGGUUUGCUAUCUAAACGGCUCGCGUCGCUGUGGGAUGACGCAUGUGAGGCAAUCAAGGCAAUUUGCGAGGUUCCAAAUGGAGAAAGCAUUGUUACGGAGCUCGCCAUGCGCGGGCUACAAGAGCCUAGUCCGCUUGGAACCAAUGCAAAUACCCCCGAAGAAGAAUCCGCUGAAUCGCAUAUUUCGUCGGAAUUCGAAUGCUUUAACGUUUCAAAUGUCGAGAAAACUAUGUGUGCGACUUUCGCUGACUCCCGCAACUCUAAUUCGUUGCUCGCAGAAGAUUUCAAGCGUGCUCAUGUUACGGAACCUCAACGUUCUACUUCUAGUCGAACACAGGCCCUCAAGGUCCUGGGAUCUGUACCUCAAGUGGCGGAGAAACGAUCUCGGCAAUUUGUUCCUCUAUUCCUGAUAUGGGCAGCUCAUGAUGAUGACAUCCCUACCGCCAACGAAUCCAAGCCUUCUGGUACAAGUGGCACAGAUGAUAGUUCUGUUUCUUCCUGGAAUCUGCGUGACCGGAAAGCUAUGCUGGACAUCUUCGGAAAAUUCGUCAACCCCAAAGUUUUAUACAAAGCAGCAGAGGUCCAUGAAGCUUUGCUUGGCCUUCUCGGUAAUGGAGAUACUGAAAUUCAAAAAUCUGCACUGAAGGCUAUUUUCACAUGGAAGUCACCUGCAAUUCAACCUUACGAGACGAACAUUUUGAAUAUUGUGGAUGAUGCGAGAUUCCGAGAUGAACUAUCAGUGUUCUUAAAUGCUGGCCAGGAGGCUAGUACGAUUAAGGAAAAUCAUCGUGCUGAGCUAUUCCCUGUUCUGCUGAGACUUCUAUAUGGCAAGAUUGUCGCCCGUGGGGGCUCUAGGGGUGGACAGGGGACCCAAGAGGCACGCAGAAAGACCAUUUUAAGAACAAUAUCCCAACUCUCUGAAAGCGACUUUGGUCACUUCGUUCAAAUAGCGUUUGGUCCCCUGAGCGAUAUUCGCGUCCUCGAAACCGACCCUGGACAUGGCCAGUGCCUCAAUCAGGAGGUGAUGGGUGUUAGAAAGCAAUAUGGCCUUCUGAAGAUGGUGGAAACUAUGUUCGAAACCCUGAAAACCAAGAUGUCACCUUUCGUUGACCGCUCCAUGAACGUAGUUCUAUACUGUCUUGUCAGAGCUUGCAGGCAGUUGAACGAUGCCAGUUCAGAAGAGAAUCAUUCGUCUCUCAUCCGCAAUACUCGGCAGACAGGUGUCCAUUGUCUCGAUCUGAUAUUUUCUGUUUCGCCCGAUUAUGAUUGGACUCCAUAUAUACCCCUGAUUUUAAACGAGAUCAUCAGCCCAAGAUUAGGAAAUUUCGCCGUGGAAACAGCGCAAAGUGUGUCCGGCCUUCUUCAUCUGUUCCACACCUGGGCGUCCAGCCCCAAGUCAGCUCUCUACUUCCUGCAUGCUGACCAACAGGUCAUUCAACGAAUUGUUGACUGCCUUGGCGUUGAAUCUGCUCGCGAAGACGUCAAGAUAUUUGUUCUGAAUGAAAUUCUUAACAACCUCGUCAGUCGCGCGAAUGGCGAGACAGACGACCCAGAGAAUUUGCCAGAUGCCGCAACAACAGAUCUAAUCCGGUCUAAAGUGCUGGCACCCAAUGUUGAAUACAUAUUGACACAUGUCGAAUCCCUGCUCAGGAAUCAAUCUACGCGGCAACUUACGAUGGCUGCAAUUGAGACCCUAUCUAAACUCGCGCCGUUUGUCCAGUCAUCGCAAGAAACCACGAAACUAAUUAGUACGGCUACAUUUCUCCUUAACGAACCUGCAGAUCGAGUACCCCCCAAAGCCAAAAGCGGACUUCUGCGUGUUAUGCAUCAUUUCCUCCCCCUAUAUGAUCCACGCCAAAAUGUGGACCUCAACCAGCGAAUCUUUGAAGUAAUUUCCUCCCUAUUCGAUUACUUCAAAGAUAACCCGAACCGUGCUAUGCUCUCAUCCGUGUUGUCUGCAUUUGCAAACCACGAAGUGGACCUAAAAGGUGUUGCCGAAUUAUGUGCAGACCUCAACGCUAUAUCAGAGAAAAAUCUUGAUGAAUUAGAUUUCGACCGACGGCUUAGGGCAUUUAACACAAUAAACGAACAGAAGUACAAGGAGUUCACAGCUAGGCAAUGGCGCCCGCUGUUAUUCAAUCUUCUAUACCAUGUUAAAGACGAGGAGGAACUUGCAAUUCGAUCAAGUUCAUCAUUUGGACUGAAAAGGUUUAUCGAGAGCGUGGGUUCAAAACCAGAGGGUGAUAGCGAAGACUACUCAUUUUUGCUCGAGAAAGCUUUGUUGCCUGCGUUGAGGAACGGAGCAAAACACCCUGCCGAGACAGUUCGGGCCGAGUUCGUCUCUGUCUUGGGUUAUUUCAUAACGCAUAACCCGAACCAUCGGGCCGUGACCGACAUGGUGGACUUACUAGCAGGUGGGGAUGAAGAGGCAUCGUUUUUCAAUAAUAUUCUCCAUAUUCAACAACAUCGUCGUCUUCGUGCCUUGCGGCGACUGGCUACUGAGGCUAGACAAGGAAAGUUUGAGUCAUCAAAUAUUAGCUCCUUUUUCUUACCUCUUAUUGAACAUUAUGUGUUUGAUCAGGCAGAAGACGAUAGUGCCCAUAACCUGGCCGCGGAGACAGUUACAGCUAUUGGGGUGCUGUCUGAAGGGCUGGAGUGGAGCCAGUUUAGAGCGAUAUUCCGCCGAUACAAGGGAUAUGUACGAAGUCGCCCUGGGAUGGAAAAGAACGUUAUACGUCUUCUAGGACAGAUGACCGAUGGCUUGUCUCGAGCAAUGAGUAUUGAUAAAGAAGAACAGCCGGUUGCUGGGGAUGGAGAAAUGGAAGGAAUUGAGAAAGAGUCUACGAUUAAAAGCACGCUCUCGAAGACUUUGCCUGCGGAGGCUCGCAUCGGGACAGAACUGAAAACCAACUUCAUCCCUUUCUUAUCCGAGUUUGUACACCAGAAGGAUGAAUCCGAAGUUCAUCUCCGUGUCCCAGUCGCAGUCAUAACUGUUAAGUUACUCAAACUUCUUCCUAAGGAUGAAAUGGCACUUCUUCUCCCAUCGGUACUGCUAGACCUAUCGAACGUUCUUAGAAGUCGGUCUCAGGAUGCUAGGGAUAUGGCCAGAAAAACACUCGCUGAUGUCGCGCUUAUUCUUGGACCUUCUUACUUUGGAUAUAUUCUGAGAGAAUUGCGGAGCACGUUAACAAGAGGAUACCAACUCCAUGUGCUGUCCUUUACAGUCCAUUCGAUUCUUGUAGCCACCAGCGACCAUUUCGAGCCUGGUGACCUCGAUCACAGUCUCGACGCACUAGCAGCCGUGGUGAUGGAUGAUAUUUUCGGCACCGUCGGCCAAGAGAAGGACGCCGAGGAGUACGUGAGCAAAAUGAAGGAGGUAAAGAGUAACAAAAGCUAUGAUUCAAUGGAGCUACUCGCGAAAAUAUCGACAAUCCGCCAUCUCUCGGCUCUUAUUAACCCAGUGCAAGCGCUUUUGCGAGAGAAACUUACGGCUACCAUCAUCAGAAAAGUCGACGAACUGCUUAGACGGAUCGGUGUCGGCCUGCUGCGGAAUCCUGGAGCUGAAAGCCGUGAUCUUUUGGUUUUCUGCUACGAGGUGAUAAAGGAGUCAUACAAAGCAGACACACCACAAAUUGAAACACAGGAGCAAGGUAACAGGGCCCGUUUCAUCGUCAAUUUGCUUAACCCGAGGAACCGUAUGAAUCGAGGAAGCACAUCUUCCUAUUCCUACAAGCUUUCUCGCUUCGGACUUGAUGUUCUCCGCUCCGUGCUAAAUAAGUACCAAUCUCUCAUGACAGCCGCCAACGUUGCAGGGUUCCUUCCCAUUAUUGGAGAUGCAUUGCUACAGAGCUAUGAGGAGGUCAAACUGUCUGCCAUUAGACUCAUAUCCACGAUCAUCAAAGUCCCACUUUCCGAGCUCGAUAGAAACUCUGAUGUAUAUCUAAUGGAAGCUAUUAAGUUGGUCAAAGAAGCUCCGAACACAAAUACCGAAGCUGCCCAAGCUGCCUUGAAGCUCAUCGCUUCCAUCCUACGCGAGCGUAAGAGUACAAAGCUCAAGGACUCCCACCUGGGCUAUUUGUUGAAACGAAUAGCUGCUGACAUCGAGGAGCCUGACCGUCAAGGAGUGGCUUUCAAUUUCAUUCGGGCAGUGAUGUCUCGCAAAUUUAUUGUUCCCGAGAUGUACGAGCUUGUCGAUAAUGUUGCUGCGAUGAUGGUAACAAACCACACAAGAAGUGCUCGCGAUCUCGCAAGAGGUGUCUUUAUACACUUUAUGAUUGAAUACCCUCAAGCUAAAAGCAGGUGGACGAAGCAACUUGGAUUCCUCGCCAAAAACCUUGACUAUCAACAUAAAGAAGGCCGUCAGUCCGUUAUGGAAGCAGUUCAUCUUCUUCUCUCCAAGACCAAUGGCGACCCUGCUCAGGAUAUUGUGGGUAACUUUUUUGUGCCAGUGGUAAUGGUAAUGUCUAAUGAUGAGGCAGUUGAAUGUCGAGAGAUGGCUGGUGUUCUUCUUAAUGAUCUCUUCAGCCGUGCUGAUUCAGAGCAGCUAAAGUCUAUGCUCUCUCCUCUUCGCUCCUGGUUGGAGCAAUCCCAAAACACACUGCUCACUGCCACUGGGUUACAAGCGAUCAGGAUAUUCUUUGAGUCGCAUAGGAACAAUAAAGAAGGCGAAAUGCGUUUUGUUACGGAUUUAUUGCCUCGAAUCCUUGGCCCCGCAGUGGAGAACUGCGAAGGGGAAGAGUGGGAAGUCCUCUACCAUUCGCUACAGCUCUUUACAAAACUAUGCCAGCUCUAUCCAGCGGUUGCCAUGUCCGAGGAUUGCGAGAACAUCUGGCGCUAUGUUUGCGAAAGCCUCUUCUAUCCACACGCGUGGAUCAAGUCAUGCGCAGCAAAUUUAAUUGGAAUAUGGCUUGCAGACGAAGCGAAAGGAAAUGCCGUUACUGGUUAUGGCUCUGUCCCACUCAUCGGCGCAUCUGGUCUUAAGCUCGAAGGCUGCAUGAUGUUAGAUAUUACGCGAGCCAGUCUGCUAUGUCUGAAAUCAACCACUAUUUCCGAAGAUCUCGCAACUCAGACAAUCCGGAAUCUGGUGUUCUUAGGACGCUGCUUCAGCCAGAAUAACCUUGCGUUUUCGAAGAAGGCUGAGGAGCUGGCUGGUGAUUUCAGCGACGACAGCGACGAUGAAGACAACAUUGACCCAGCUACGGUGAAUUCCGCAAAGCAAAACAAGCCAGCAAUUGAAUAUAUUUUCGAACGAGCUGCUGCCAUCCUUCGACGAGAGCCUCGAACCACCCGUGCAGACUCUUUAAUCAAUAAAACGGCUUGCAUGAAACUUCUCGCAGCUCUCUGCACUCAUCUUGACGUCGCUCAAAUUACUCCGUCCCUCCAGACAAUCCUUCUUCCGUUAAUACAUCUAACCGACCCAUCGAUCCCUGCGCCUCGCUCCCUCGAUGAGCAGUUCCAGGCUACUUACAAAGCCCUUGUUAGCAGCAGCCAGGAGAUCCUCGAUUUGUUACAGAAGAAGUUAGGUACGACUGAUUUCGUGACGCAAAUGGCGGCGGUUCGUGAGAGUGUCAAGUCAAGACGGGAGGGUAGAAGAGUUAAGAGGCGCAUCGAAGCUGUUGCUGAUCCUGAGAAGUUCGGCAGAGAAAAGAAGAGGAAGAAUGACCGGAAGCGAGAGAAGAGGAAGGAAAAGGGCGCAGAAUAUCAAGAUCGGAGACGUGGCUGGUGAAUUAUUUUCUUCGUGUUUACGAUAACUUUAGUAUAUUGCAUUUUUAUCCGUUUUCUUUUUUGUGGCACUUGGGAAGUAUGUGUGAUGUUUGGGAUAAUAUAGGCUAAAAAACUGGUCUGAAAUUUUAUCAGGUGACAAGACGAAGCGGCGUUUUAUAUCCCAAUUAUUCGUGUGCAAUGUAUUGUUAUAUAGUACAUACAUAGUCGAACGUGUCUAGAGAAGUCGUCAGCAGGAAAUUCUAGCCCUGGUAUCAUAUAUCAAAACAUCCAACCAACGCCAUAGUAUGAAAAGAACCCGCACCCUCUGUAA